UAAUUUUUCCACAAAAAUUAUUUACUAUUUUGCAGGGUAAACUUUCUGAUGGAAGAACUGUGGCUGUGAAGCAAUUAUCAGUAGCAUCUCGCCAAGGAAAGCUCCAAUUCAUGACAGAAAUUGCAACUGUAUCUGCAGUGCAGCACCGAAACCUUGUGAAGUUGUGUGGUUGCUGUAUCGAGGGAGGCAACCGGCUCCUGGUCUAUGAAUACUUAGAAAACAAGAGCCUGGAUCAGGCACUCUUUGGUAAGAGCAACUUGCACCUUGAUUGGCCCACUCGCUUUGAAAUAUGUUUGGGUACAGCAAGAGGUCUAGCAUAUCUUCAUGAGGAGUCAAGAGUGCGAAUUGUACAUAGAGAUAUCAAAGCCAGCAAUAUUCUGCUUGAUGCCGAUCUCAACCCAAAAAUAUCAGAUUUUGGUCUCGCCAAGCUUUAUGAUGAUAAGAAGACUCAUAUCACCACGAGAGUUGCUGGUACAAUUGGUUAUCUUGCACCGGAGUAUGCAAUGAGAGGGCAUCUCACAGAAAAAGCCGAUGUCUUUGGAUUUGGAGUCGUAGCUUUGGAGGUCGUGUCUGGAAGGCCGAAUUCAGAUCGGAGACUUGAAGAAGAGAGAGUUUUUCUCCUCGAAUGGGCUUGGAAUUUACGGGAGAACGGGCGCGAGCUGGAGAUGGUGGACCCAAGUUUGUCAUCAUUCAACCAAGAAGAAGCCAUCCGCAUCAUCAAUGUAGCUUUUCUGUGUACUCAAGCAUCGCCGAUGCUGCGCCCACCAAUGUCAAGGGUGGUGGCCAUGCUGGCAGGUGAUACUGAGGUGGGUGAAGUCACCACAAAGCCUGGUUAUUUGACAGACUGGCGGUUCAACCAAGAACAGCACAUGGCUUCAUGCUCCGACCCAAUGUCGGCUGAGGUCUUAAGUGGAGGAAGGUAGUAGCCGUUGGCCCAUUGAUCUGGAAGUAAAUUCCACUAGGCCACUUUUCAUACUGCAGUUAUACACUAUAAUCAUAUUUGGUAGAUAUAGAAAUCUAAAAUACCACUGAAGCCCUGUAGAAGAGGUUUUCUGCUAUUUAUUCCCUUAUUGCUUUCCUUUUUUCUUUUCUUCCUCUUCUUCUUCUUCCUCUUCUUCUUUUUUUGGGUAAGAUGUGUAUUAUGUGAAUUAUUGUCAUCCUGGUAUAUGGUGAUCUUGUUUUGUCGAUAGAUACAUUGGGCUUGUUUUUUGUCUUACGUGGGUGGAUCCUGUUUAGUGGAUUUCAUAUGUGAAAGACCUUCAGAUGAAUUUGUUAACAAAAAUUAAGGUGAAAUUUUAUGCCUCUCAACUGCCU
Molecule: messenger RNA, 1314 nt
Organism: Elaeis guineensis (African oil palm)
Lineage: Eukaryota; Viridiplantae; Streptophyta; Magnoliopsida; Arecales; Arecaceae
Source: RefSeq, a predicted model, not a curated record